UCCACAACCAUUUGAACCAUUUGAACAUUAACGGCUCAACAGCUCGUUACGAAAGAAAGUAUCGCUGAAAAGUACAUUUCCGGGUGUCAGUAAUACCGUGAAAAACAUUUAAAUAAUGUAAAUAUUCAUUUAUGAUUGAUUUAAGAGCAUACUGACAUACGUUCAUUAUUGCAUUUUAUUUUGUUUAAUCCUUCCACGACUCCACAUUAUCUUACUCAACACCUUUCGAAAAUACUCUACAUUUCCAUUUCCCUCUAUUGACUGUGAGAGAUUCCCUUGUCAAAUUAUCACUUUGAAUUUAUUUUUCUACAAUAAAAUGGAUACUCCUGAGUUGACUGAAUAUGAAUCUGCACCAAGUAUUCGUGUCCAUAAACGUGAGACAAAGCACAGAAUAUUUGUCAACCGGAGCUUGCAGCUAGACAAAAUAAAGUUUUUCGGAUUCGAUAUGGACUACACUCUAGCACAGUAUAAAUCACCACAAUAUGAAGAGCUUGCAUUUAAUAUUAUAAAAAACCGGCUGAUAAAACUUGGCUAUCCUCCGAAAACUUCUGAUUUUGUUUAUGAUCCCUCGUUUCCGCUGAGAGGCCUAUGGUUUGAUCGGCUUUAUGGUACUCUGUUAAAAAUGGAUCAGUUUGGCAAUAUUCUUUCAUGUUUACGUGGAUUUAAUUUUAUCCAAAGGGAAGAACUUCGAUCAAUGUAUCCAAAUAAAUUUGUGAAGUACGACGAAAAACGAAUUGAAAUAAUGAACACUUUGUUCAGUCUUCCAGAAACCUACAUACUCUCAUGUAUAAUCCAUAUGUUCGUCAACGAUCCUGAUUAUAUAAAAGUUGAGCAUGGUGUCAAAAAAGGAUCUCUGUAUAUGUCAUACGCUUCAAUUUAUGAAGAUGUAAGAACCGCUUGUGAUUGGAUGCAUAGAGGAGAACUAAAACAACGUACUUUGGCAAAUAUUAGUGAAUAUGUCGAAAGAGAUCCACGUUUAUGUACUUUGUUAGAUCGGCUACGAGUGAAUGGUGCAAAAGUGUUUUUGUUAACGAACAGUGACUUUGAAUACUCUCAUGCAAUUAUGAGCUUCAUUUUGGGAGGUCCAAGACCUGAUGGUACAAUUCGUAAAUGGACAAGUUAUUUUGAUUACAUUGUAACUGACGCAAGAAAACCAGCAUUCUUUCAAGAAGGAACAAUUUUAAGAGUUGUUUGUCAAGAUACUGGGCAGCCCAGUAUUGGUCAUCAUAUGGGUCCUUUAGAAACUGGUCAAAUAUAUUCCGGAGGAUCAUGUGAAGUGUUUUCUAAUCUAAUUGGUGCUCGUGGUAAAGAUGUUUUAUAUGUUGGUGAUCAUGUUUAUGGUGAUAUAUUAAAAUCGAAAAAAACUGUCGGUUGGAGAACAUAUUUAAUUAUACCAGAAUUAGCAAAUGAAAUUUAUGUAUGGAAAAAAAAGAAAUCAUUAUUUGAUGAAUUACAAAAAAUUGAUAAUAAUUUAGAAACAAUCUAUCGUGAUUUGAAUAUCUCAUCGAAUAUAAGACCGGAUGUUGGAGAUUUACAGAGAAAAAUUCGGGCUGUGGCUCAACGAAUGGAAGAAUCUUAUGGUGCAUUGGGAAGUAUUUUCCGAAACGGUUAGUUUUGAAAUCAGUUAUUUUCUCUUCUCAAAAAUGUUUAUCGUAUUAGUUAUUUAAACAUCCAGUAUUCUUGUUAGUACUAUAACCAUCAUAUACAUUAGGUGAUGUUUGUCAAAACACUAUAACAAUAAUUUUAUGAAAAACAUAGUCUUUCAAUAAUUACCUCUGACUUAAGUAAUGAUGAUAAUGAUGAUGGUGAAAUUAGGCAACUACAAAUUUCCAACAGAAUAUCAUUACUACCUAUAUGUUUACUUGUUUAUAAUACUUACACACACACAUACACACACGUACACAUACAAAAGCAAAUUUACACUAUAUAUCAAACAGUAAAGAUAGUUCAUAUUACAUUAUUAUUUAAUUUUCUUACGAUUUGGUGUAUUCAGUGUCUGACUUUAACCUGUAUUCGUAUAAAUCAUUCCUGUAAACUUUGUGCUUUUCUGUUCCUGGAUUAAUUUAUUGUCAUUUGUAAACUUUUUUUCUAACAAUUUACUAUUCAUAGCUUGAAUGUAGCUGAAUUGAAUUGAUAGUAAGAAUGAAUUUAAUGUAUAUUAAAUUCUUAGUUGUUCUUUUUCCAAUUCAAUUUCAUAUAGAUUAUCGACGGAUUGUAUUAUAAUCUUGAUUUAAACCUCAAUUAUAAUUCGUUGGUAAAUAUGUUACAUUUAUUUCAGUCUCCAUGACAUAUAUACACAUUUGUUUUGGGCGGUUGUUUGAAUCUAAUAUUAUAAUCCACUAUUAACCUAACCCAACCACAUACAUUACUAAGAAAAUCAAGAGUGAGCAAGAAGCUUUUAUUGGUCGACCACAAGCAAAAUAUACGCACUAACUUGUUCUUUAUACGUAUAAGAAGUUAUGAGCAAUUCAGAAUCUCAGAAUUCGGGGAAAGAUAAAGAACAGAUGCACCUGCGCCACGUCAAACGAUUUUAAGCCAUGUCAUUUAAAGUCUAAGCGUUGGUUUUGAUGCUCGCGCAGACCACAAUCAAGUAGUCUACACCUAUUAUCAUGGCUCAAUUCAAUUGUCAAUGAUUUCAUCUACUGAUGCCAUGUAUCGGUUUGGCUGCCUCUAGCUUUUUCCCAUCUUAUUCCUGCACCAGAAAGCAUCACUCGUCAAGAUAGACAAUAGUUGGACAUACAUAACACAUUUCCCAACCACCUCAGUUGACGAAAAUUCACUUGCUCAUCAAUCGAUUUCCCACCUUUACCAAGAACCCUAUUUCUAACCCCAAGCAUUGCUUACUUCUUGAUCCCAAAACUUGCAACUAGUCGGCUCAAAAAUCUUGCCUGAAAAUAUAUUAAGCAUGAUCAUUAUUUAUUUGAGAGUUUAGCAUAUAUAAUUGUAAAGGAUUUUAGAUCAGCAUUAUUAUGCUUCCUUCUGAUUGAUUGAUCCGCAAUUAACGACCAAUGUCGUAUUUGUACAGUUCGUUAGUAGUGAUAGAAUUUCACGGAUUAUAAAGGAUUAUGGCCAUUAGUCUAGGUAAUUCGACAUUAAGUGUCCUGUUGAUAAAUACGUUAGACAAUUGCCAUGUUAAGUAUCUCUAUUAGUGAGUUGAGUGUUUUGCUUUAUAAUGAAAAUUAACGUUUAGAUCAUUGAAAUAUGAAAACACAAUGUACACUAUAAUUACUGAUUAUUUAUAAGUCUCCUUUUUCCUCUGUUAUAUGAUUAUUGUUAACACGUUUGGUUUUUAUUAUAUUUCAGGUUCUCGUCAUACAUUCUUCUCAUCUCAAGUAUUACGCUAUGCUGAUUUAUAUUCUUUCUCUUGUAUUAAUCUAAUCUAUUAUCCUUUAUGUUAUAUGUUUCGUGCACCAGCUAUGCUUAUGCCUCAUGAAUCAACUGUAUCUCAUGGUGAUUCACCAAAAGAUAGUUUUUCCGAUUUAGAUGCUUUACCGUGUGGAAUUCGUCGACGUACUAAAAAUGAAAUAACUCCAUUAUCAACGGACAUAAAUGGUCUUAACUCUACUUUGGAGAGUUCACUUUAUUGUAAAAGUAAUAAUAAUACUAUUUGUGAAUCUGAUGAAGAACAGGAUGAUUCACUUGAUUCCGAUUAAAGUUAUUGAACUUCACCAAAUUUUUUUUCUCUCUCACAAUUGGUUCUAUCAUUCUUAUCAAUGUAAACGCGCUUAAGGAAUAAAGAAAAUAAAAGAAAAUUAAAAUAGAGAAAAUUGAAAAGAAAAAAAAAGUGUACAUGUACACACACACACACCUACAUACACAUACACAUACGCAUACACGCUCAAACAAAUAAACAAACAUAAUCGCUUAUUAUAUAAAUAUAAAUAUGUUAAUCAAAACUUACUACCUACAUUACCUGAUCAUUGUUAAUGUCUAUUCCAUUUAGUCAAUAUACACAUACACUUUUUAUUGUAUUUCUAGUCCGAUUCAAUAUGAUGAUUAGUAGAAUGAAUAUGAUAAUUAAAGCGAAUGAUUUUUCCGUUUUUUUAUUAUUUAAUUAAUUAUUUAUUAUUUUUAUUGAUCAUUGAACAAUUGAAAUCCUGCGGGUUUUUUAAAAAAAAUAUCUAAUAACAAUGAAUUCACUGUUGAUUUAAUCAUUCAAUGGAAAUUAUUUUUAAUUCAAAUCAUCUUGAUGAUUGAUUGAUUGGUGACGACGCCUUACUUACUUACCUACGCCUGUUACUCCUGGUGAAGGAGUAUAGGCCGCUCACCAGCAUUCUCCACGCCUACAUUCUUAUAAUUAACCAUUUGAUUUCAUUAUCAUGAUUAUUAAUUAGUAUGAUUUUUUGUCACUAAGUGAUGAUAAGAAUGUUUUACCUCCAAAAAAAUGAUUGUUUUCUCUUAAUCCAUCUAUCUAUCUAUCUAUCUCCAUCCGUCAUUAUUGUUUACCGAUGAAGAAAUAUAUCGAAAAAGAGAAAAGGAAAAAAAGUAAUCCGAUAGGAUGGGAAAAUUUGGUGAAUUUAUUUCAAAUAUAUAUCUAUAUAUAAGAAAUGAUUAGUUAUUUGGUGCUUUACAUUAUUGAUCUCAUUGUUUUAAAUCAUCAUUCAACUCAAUAUAUCAUAUGUAAUAUAUAUAUAUAUAUAUAUAUA
Messenger RNA from Schistosoma bovis, 4646 nucleotides. Lineage: Eukaryota; Metazoa; Platyhelminthes; Trematoda; Strigeidida; Schistosomatidae. The record is from the annotation of a GenBank genome assembly.